This is a messenger RNA of Pygoscelis adeliae (Adelie penguin), 6802 nucleotides long. RefSeq names its product melanoma inhibitory activity family, member 3 (gene MIA3). The transcript is spliced from 27 exons. Lineage: Eukaryota; Metazoa; Chordata; Aves; Sphenisciformes; Spheniscidae. Gene Ontology annotation, molecular function: protein binding. The coding region runs from base 396 to 6218 and encodes 1940 amino acids. Gene Ontology annotation, cellular component: endoplasmic reticulum exit site; endoplasmic reticulum membrane. Gene Ontology annotation, biological process: endoplasmic reticulum to Golgi vesicle-mediated transport; protein secretion; vesicle cargo loading. The record is from RefSeq and is a predicted model, not a curated record.
CCCCCCCAAAACCCUCUUGUAAUGAACGCGCGCUUGGGUGUUGUUUAUGCGUGGAAUAAUUUUAGGGCUGAUUCACUAGGACACAGAUGUCAUCUUUCAGCCCGUCUAAUUUAAUAUUAAUAAUUAGCUUCAUAGCGCACUGCUGAAAUGUAAUUCUCAAGUGCUUUGUCAAACGCUUGUCUUGAUCGGUGAGCUUGCAUUUUGUGAAAAUAAUCUCUUAUUUUAGUUAUACUUUCAGUUAAGCUCUUAUCUCUUGACCCGAUCUGGAAAAUAGGAAAGCGGUGCGUGCGGGGAGGUCCUGUUUUCUGCCACUUAGCAAAGACCCCUUUUGUGAAACUGUUUUAUUAUUAUUUUUAAAGUAAUACUCUUCUUUUUGUUCUCUUCGGACAGUGUUAAUGUGCCGAGGGAAGGCAACGCAGGAUUUUAAAGGUCCAGAUUGUCGCUUUGUAAAUUUUAAGAAGGGAGAAGCGGUGUACGUAUAUUACAAACUAAUAGGAAAAUCAACCGAGCUCUGGGCUGGAAGCGUUGGAAGUGAUUUUGGAUAUUUUCCAAAGGAUUUACUUGAAAUAAAUCAUAAUUAUUCCAAUGAGGAGCUAGAGUUACCAACAGAUGAAACAGACUUUGUUUGCUUUGAUGGCGGAAGGGACGAUUUUGACAAUUAUAAUGUGGAUGAGCUUUUGAAGUCAUUGCAAGAGACAAUAGCAAAUGAAGGGGAAACUGAAUCGAGUGAUCCAGGGACAAAACCAGCUGAAGGAAUUGAAAGGGAUGAGGAGAUUGAACAGCUCGAUACAGUAAAGUCCCUUGAUGCUUUGGAGACAGACAAUCUUGAGCUAAGCAUAGAAGAUGACGCGAUAGUCCUCAUCACGACAGAGGAAGUAGACAGUUCUCUUACAGAAGGAACUGAAAAUACUGGGGGAGACUCCAGUGUCCGUAGUUACGAAGAAAACUCUCAGGGAGAUCAUAUUGCACGUGAGCACUUGAAAGGAAUGCUACAUGGGAAACUAAAAGGGCUAGAAAGUGAAAAUACCAAAAACAUUAGUAUUCCUCAGGGUGAAACCAGUCAACUUGACAAAGAGAAUGAAGAAGUCAAUGCCUAUACACUUUUAAACAGAGAGCUCUCUGUGAACUUGAAAACAGAAUUUGGUUCAACUGCUGAUGCUGUGGUAUCAGAUGAUGAAGUGACCCGCCUUGUUACAUCGCUGGAAGAUGAUAUUAAUGAAGAUUUGAGCAUUAAUGCUCAUGAUGCAGAGGAGGAGCCAGACUUUGCAGAUCAGUCUGAAGAAAUCCCUUUGCUGUCUUUUACGGCAGAGGAAGAAAUUACAUCCCCAGCGGAUUUAGGAGAUGAUGAAACCGAUGACAUUGAGUCACAAAAUCAUGAACCUGCUGAAGAUGCAAUGGGUGCUACAGAGCUAAAUAACCAAAGAGACAAUGAGGAAGAACCUGAUUCAGAUGCAUUAAUUCUUGAGGAUGCCUUCAGUAAGAGCAAGAAGUCGGGUAACAGUAUAAGUGUGGACAGGUCUGAAUCUAAACAAACAAAAGAGAAACAGGAUGAGGUGAUGCUAAUUAGUAAAAGAGAAGUACCAGCAACAACUCAACCUGAGGAUCUCUCCAAAGAACUCCUUAGAAAGGAACCCGUAGGUGCAGGUGAUCUGGGUUCAAAAGAAAAAACAAACAAAACUGAACAGUUUCAGGAGCAGCACACGGUUGAUGGAACCGAGUCACAUACUGAAGAGCUGAAGAGUACAGCUGUGCCUGAUCCUUAUGUUUUGCCUAGUCCAGGAGAUGAUCUGGAGUCCAAAUCAUUUGUUAAAAGCAAGGAAGGUGCUUUAAAACCACCUGUUGGUGAUAUCAACAAAAGUCCAGAAAGACUGCUGCUUGCUCAAAUAGAGAAAGAUGAGAAAAAGUUCGAGGAUGACAUCUUGGAAGAGGUCUUGGAAAGUGAUUUAAAGCACAAGAAGUUAUGGGAGGAAACAAAGGAGAAAGGAAGAGCUGAGAACAAGCCUUCUGUUGAUGUUCCAGCCAAACCAGUGGAAGAGGUAAAAAAUGCACCUCAAAGUGACUUAGGAGAUACUGACCUCUUGAAAGAGAAACUGGAGCAUGGAAUGCCCACUGUGGAGAAAGAACUUCUAAGACAUGAAGAAGAUUUGAAACAAACAGGGGAGACCGAUCAUGAAAAUCAAAAAACCACCUCUCUUAACAAAGAACCUGAAAUAAAAAGGAGAAACAUGAAAGAAACCCCUGCAGGGGAGGGAGACCCAAGCCAUAGAGGAGCUGUCGAGCAACCUAGGCCAUGGGAAAAUGAAACUGAGUAUUCAGAGGCAGAUGUGAAAGAAGAGCUUUCAAGAUAUCUUGGCAAGAUGACAGCAUUUGAAGAAAGCAUUGAGAAAAGUUCCCCUGAAGAAAAAUCAAAAAGCACUACACAGAAUACUAAUACAGAGAAUCUUACUCAGCAGGGAACUGCUCGUACUGAGGCUGCAGACUCAGACCGAAAUCUUGGCACAAAUUUAGCUAAAGAAAGAACACUAAGACCAGAAUUGCAAUCUGAAGAGCCAGAUGCUGAAGAUGACCCUGACCUGAAACAAGUAGAGGAAGAGCUACUGGAAGAUGAGAAUGCUGCAAGUGCAAAGCUGUCGCAAGCAAGGGCUGCAAAUGUACAGGGUGAUACACUGAACAUUAAAAGGACAAACUCUGAAUUAGAGGUACUAAGUGAAGCUGUUUCGGGAACUGCAAAUCCUACUUACGAAACAUGGGAGGAAACAAACUCAUUUUCUGAGGAGGCUAAAAAAAUGAUCAGCGUGCAAGAUGCAAGCGAGUCUGGGAACAAAGAGGUUGACGUACCAGUGAGUGAAGAUGCUAAAUUGGAUGAGAUGGAACGUGUCACGGAAGAUGAUGAGGAGUCUUCUGAAGCUGAGGAACCAUCAGCUGUGGAAGAACAUAAUUUCCAAUCUCCUGACGCAGAAGACAACAAUGACUUUAACCAAAGGGAAGAUCAUCUCCCAGAGGGCAUUUCAUUCAAUGACUCAAAAGACGUGCAAAAUUUAGAGCAUACAAGAAAUGACCACCAGCAAUCUGCGCAUUUCCCCAGCCCUGCUGACAGCUCAGCAGCCACAAAUGACACUGUAACAGACUUCAGUGAGUCUGUGAGGCGGCUCACAAUAAUGAGAGAUUUUCUUGACGAAAAGCGUGUAACACGUCUACAAAAGUACCUUGGGCUUCAACACGUGGUUAGGAUAGAAGCCAUGUUUCACGACAUGAAGGUAGAGAUGGAGCUUGCUCGGAAGGCAAGCCAUAAUAACGAAGAUAUAGAAAAAGCUUUGGACCAGAUACUUGAGUUUUCAGAAUCAAACGUUAUGGAAGUUGUAGGAAAAGUUCUGGAUUCCAGAGUGGCAGAAAAUAAAGAGGAGGUGGUGAAAGAAAUGGAUUUGUAUGAUGAGGAGAGCGCACUGAUGGAUGAUAUUCAAGAAUUAAUAUAUUCUUUAAGGAGUAAAUAUUCGUCUGCUAGUGAGAGUGUCCCACUCGCGUCUAUUCCAGAACAGGAAGAUGAUCAGCUGCACAUUCAAGAUGGUGCAAAAGAGGCUGAAUAUGACAGAGUUUCCAUCAGAAACCCAAGUGCCAUUGAUGAGAGCAAUCAGGAAUUUCAGCAGCUUGAAGAUAAGAGGCCAGAACAGCCUACUGAGGAGAAGGAGAGCACUGUUAAUGUUCCACCUGAGCACGAAGAGGCCAACUUCUCGGAUAAUAGAGAAGCCGAAGAAGGGUAUGAUAGUGAAAGAGGAUCGCUGCUGGAAGAUACUUCCUCUGGGUCAGAUACUUCCCCAGGACAGAGUGCCAGGGAAGAUAUUGCUGCAGCCGCGGCCGGGGAGAAGGCAGGGGUUUCUGUGUGGCUUGUACAGCUUAUUUUCCGAGUGCCGUGUCUGUAUCAGCCCUGUAAACCGUGCCAGUUGGUUGCUACCCUGCCUGAGGAAAUUCGUCCUGGGCCUGAUUUCCAUGGACUUCCAUGGGAGCCUGUUAUUAUCACUGCCUUAGUGGGAUUUGCCACGCUUGCUAUAAUUUUCUGGAGAACCUGCCUUUCAGUAAAGAGUAGAAUAUAUCAAGUGACUGAAAAGCAGCUUGCUGAAAAGAUUAAAAACCUGCUACAAGAAAAAACAGAAAUCUUAGAAAAGAUAUCAGAAUAUGAUCAAAAGAUAAAGGAAGCAAAGGAAUCUGUGAAAGUGGCCCAAGAACAAAAAGAUGUUCUCUCGGAUGAAACUGCAGGGCUUAAGGACACUGUCAAAGGACUGGAAGAAGCAAAUCGUCAGCUAGAUGACAAAGUAAAAAAUCUGCACACAAUGCUUGAAACAGAGAGAAAAAAGAAUGAGAAGAAACAGAUCUCGAUCUCCGAAACCCAGAAGUCCUUGGAGAAACUUCAAGAGGCUAUCAGUGUGCAUUCUGUAGAGCUUUCAGAGGUGCAGAUAGCCCUUAAUGAAGCUAAACUAAGUGAAGAAAAGGUGAAAUCUGAACUUCAUCAUGUGCAGGAAGAGAAUGCUAGGCUGAAAGAGAGCAAGGAGCAACUGCUAAAAGAAGCUGAAGGUUGGAGUGAGAGGCAUACUGAGCUCAGUGAGCAGAUCAAGUUGUAUCAGAAGUCUCAGAAGGACAUAGAAGAAGCACUUGCCUACAAGGAAAAUGAAAUUGAAGUUUUAACUAACUGCAUUAUGCAGCUGAAGCAGCUGGACGUGGAUUCAGCAUCUGAGGCCAAGAAGGAUGGUGAAGGGCGUGAAUGGAGCGCAGGAGGCGAUCUGGCCAAUGGAGAGUUGCCAGAUAAUGAGAGUGAGAAGAUGAAGACUCAGAUCAAGCAGAUGAUGGAUGUCUCCAGGGUAAAAACUAUGUUAUCCAUAGUUGAAGAAGACAGAAAUCUUCUGCAAUCCAAACUGAGUGAUGAAGUAACAGCAAGACAUGAGCUGGAAGAGCAAAUAAAAAAACUAGAACAUGACUCCUGUUCGCUCCAGUCAGCCAAAGCCCGGCUGGAAAAUGAGUGCAAAACACUACAGCAGAAAGUGGAGAUUCUUGGUGAACUUUACCAGCAGAAGGAGAUGGCACUCCAGAAAAAACUAACCCAGGAAGAGUAUGAGCGUCAGGAGAAAGAGCAGAAAUUGUCUGCUGCAGAUGAAAAAGCUGUGCUGGCCAUCGAGGAAGUGAAAGUUUACAAGCAAAGGAUCCAAGAUAUGGAAGAAGAAUUGCAAAAAACAGAGAGAUCUUACAAAAACCAGAUUGCUGCUCAUGAGAAAAAGGCACAUGACAACUGGCUUAUUGCCCGCUCUGCCGAGAGAGCUCUGGCUGAAGAAAAAAGAGAAGCAGCCAACCUGAGACAAAAAUUAAUAGAAGUAAACCAAAAAAUCGUCAUGCUUCAAAGACCAUUAAUUGUAAAGCCAACUCCAGACAGACCCGAUCGCCAGAUCCUACCACGGCGAGGGCCCUUAAGCAGAGAUGGCUCUUUUGGCCCAUCACCUGUGAGUGGAGGAAAUCCAUCACCCACACAGAUGAUAGAAGUUCCUCCUCGGCCCCUUUCUGCUCCUCGAAGGGAAGGCUCAAGAGGUGAAUUUGGUGCGGUGGUAGAUGGCCCCCCUGCUCCACGAAGGCCACCAGAGUUACCAGGAAGGAUGUCUGUUCCUGAUCUCGGACCUGCUGUAGCAUCCCUGAUCAGUAGUGGGCCAAGAACCUCCUCCCCUUCCGCAGCGAUGGAUGGAGUGGCUAAUGCUAGUCCCAAAGGCCCACCUUCGUUCCCUGGGACGCCUAUCAUGACCUCCCCCGUGAUGGGACCUCCGCCUCAACCGCCUGUUCGCUAUGGACCGCCGCCAGCUCCGCUCCGUGGGCACUUUGGGCCUCGACCUCUUCCUGUGCCCCUAGUUCGCGGUGCUCCCUUGCCACCUCCGGCUGCAAGAGAUUUCUUACCUGGCCCACCCUUAGGAAUGAGAGAUCUGCCUCCGGGCCCACUACCGCCGCCUCCAGAUCCAAGAGGCUAUGGACGUGGGCACCCUCCUUUUCGACCCCUAGGUCCUCCUGGCCCAAGAGAUUAUCCUCCAGGCCCACGGCUACCCCCACCUGGUUCAAGAGACUAUACGCCUUCUCCUAACAGAGACUUGCCUCCAUCAGGACCUAGAGACUACCCGGCAGGCCCGCCACCACCACCGCCACCGCCAGCAGGCUCAAAGGACUACACACAGCCUCCCGCCCAGAAACCCUAACUGCAGCGCCUGGUCAGCAGCUCAACGGAAUGGACUCUAGCGCACUUCCUACGGUCAGGAUUUUAGGAAAUGGCUCUCUAUUUGAAGCCAUUUGUCUCAUUUCAGUAUACUUCAGCUUUUGCGGGAUCAAUUUUUAUCCAAUUGCUACAGACAUCUUAUGUGCAUUUACGAUCACCUUAAACUCAUCCAUCCUCUUGGGCUGCAAGAACCUUCUUGUGAUGGACUUGAACCUACUCUAAACGUGCAAUAGAAAGGAAGUACCUGUGUGGCUAGUUUUAAUUAAAUGUAGCCUCUGUAACCAGUUGGUGAAUGAACUAAUUUCAUGAAAAAUGUAAAUCAAAUCAUUUCCUGUGGAAAUAAUUUUUAAGUAAAAUGCUAUCCUACCUGCCUUCUCCAUCACAUCAUUAAGCUGCAGUUACUGUAGGCCAGGGGUUUACGUGAGGACUGUGAGGUGGUUUUGUUGUGGGUUUGGGGUUUUUUUUGUUUUUUUUUAAAAGAUGUCUGGUCAGAGAUCAGAAGCACAAAUGACACUGUAUUCAAAGGAAAGUUAUAAUAAAAAGCAAAAUUCCUUUUGCUAAACCCUG